AAACGUAGCAUCAGUAUUGAAAGUCUUUAAACAGUAACACGAGUUUCCCACGAUUAAAUACGAAAUGUUUAAAGUCUACUUUCUUUUCCUCAUGGCGGGCUCAUUGUUUAGCCUUCUGGCAGCCCAGUCUAUUAGCAUAGAUCUGUUGUGUUCCUUGGCACCCAAUACCACUAUUCUACAACCCCAUAGUUGUACAGAAUGGUUAAAAUGCCCCAGUACUAUAGAAGCAUCAGACAUGGAAACGGGUUCUUGUGUAGUUGGCCUGUACUUUAACAAAAAUACGGGCAAAUGUGACUAUAAGGAGAAUGUUCAGUGCCCCUUUGAAAUUAGCUUCAAAAAUCGUUGUUCUCCGGCAACUGAAGGCUCAUUCUUGGUAGAUGAGAACAAUUGCAGUGGUUACAUCUAUUGCCAAAAUGGUGGUAGAAAUGAAAAUCAGUUUGCCCCAACAAUUUAG
This is a messenger RNA of Lucilia sericata (common green bottle fly), 454 nucleotides long. RefSeq names its product peritrophin-44-like. The record is from RefSeq and is a predicted model, not a curated record. Gene Ontology annotation, cellular component: extracellular region. NCBI's taxonomy places the organism in Eukaryota, Metazoa, Arthropoda, Insecta, Diptera, Calliphoridae. The coding region runs from base 65 to 454 and encodes 129 amino acids. Gene Ontology annotation, molecular function: chitin binding. The transcript has 2 exons.